Molecule: messenger RNA, 1599 nt
Organism: Triticum dicoccoides
Lineage: Eukaryota; Viridiplantae; Streptophyta; Magnoliopsida; Poales; Poaceae
Product: heat shock 70 kDa protein BIP4-like
Exons: 1
Molecular function (GO): ATP-dependent protein folding chaperone; ATP binding
Source: RefSeq, a predicted model, not a curated record
GUCGCCUUCACCGACUCCGGCGAGCGCCUCAUCGGCGAGGCCGCCAAGAACCAGGCCGCCGCCAACCCGCUCCGCACCGUCUACGACGCCAAGCGACUCAUCGGCAGGCAGUUCGUCGACGCCGAGGUGCAGCGGGACAUGAAGCUGCUGCCGUUCAAGGUGGUGGACAAGAACGGCAAGCCGCACCUCGAGGUGGAGGUCAAGGCCGGCGACGUGCGGACGCUCAGCCCGGAGGAGGUGAGCGCCAUGGUGCUCACCAGGAUGAAGGAGACGGCUGAGGCGUAUCUCGGCGAGAAGGUCCGGGACGCCGUCAUCACCAUCCCGGCCUACUUCAACGACGCGCAGCGCCAGGCCACCAAGGACGCCGGCGCCAUCGCCGGCCUCAACGUCGUCCGCCUCAUCAACGAGCCCACCGCCGCCGCCAUUGCCUACGGCCUCGACAAGGUGGCCGACGGGAAGGAGCGGAACGUGCUCGUGUUCGACCUCGGCGGCGGCACCUUUGACGUCAGCGUGCUCGCGCUCGACGGCGGCGUCUUCGAGGUCCUUGCCACCAACGGCGACACCCAUCUCGGAGGCGAGGACUUCGACCAGCGCGUCAUGGACCACUUCAUCCGGCUCGUCAAGCGGAAGCACGGCGUCGACAUCUCCGGCGACGCGCGCGCUCUCGGCAAGCUUCGCCGCGAGUGCGAGCGCGCCAAGCGGGCGCUCAGCACCCAGCUCCAGGUCCGCGUGGAGGUCGAGUCGCUGGCCGACGGUGUCGACUUGUCGGAGCCGCUCACCCGGGCCCGCUUCGAGGAGCUCAACGCCGACCUCUUCCGCAAGGUCAUGGCGCCCGUGAAGAAGGCCAUGGCGGACGCCGGGCUGGCCAAGGGCGACGUCGACGAGGUGGUGCUGGUCGGCGGCAGCACCAGGAUCCCCAAGGUGCAGCAGCUCCUCCGCGACUACUUCGGCGGCAAGGAACCCCACAAGGGCGUCAACCCCGACGAGGCCGUGGCCUACGGCGCGGCGGUGCAGGGCGGCAUCGUGCGCGGCGACGCCAAGGAGGUUGUGGUGCUGGAUGUGACACCGCUGACGCUCGGCAUCGAGACGGCCGGCGGAGUGAUGGCGAGCGUGAUCCCCCGGAACACGCCGAUCCCGACCAAGAGAACCAAGAUGUUCACCACGUACCAGGACAGGCAGACGACGGUGGCCAUCACGGUGUUCGAGGGCGAGCGGAGCAUGACAAAGGACAACCGGCUGCUGGGCAAGUUCGACCUCACCGGGAUCGCGCCGGCGCCGAGGGGCACGCCGCAGAUCGAGGUGACCUUGGAGGUGGACGUGAACGGCAUCCUGCACGUGGGGGCGGCGGACAAGGGCACGGGCAGGUCGGAGAAGAUCGAGAUCAGCAGCGCCGGCCGUAGCAUCUCGCAGGAGGAGAUCGAGCGCAUGGUGCAAGAGGCGGAGGAGUUCGCGGAGGAGGACAGGAAGGUGAGGGACAGGGUGGACGCGCGGAACAAGCUGGAGGCGUACGUUUACAGCACCCGGACGACGGCCGACGGCGAGCUGGGGGCCAAGAUGGACGGCGACGACAGGGAGAGGGUCAGGGAGGCGGUAAGGGAG